CCCGAAAGUUGGUCGAAAGUGGCGUAAAGGGUGGCCACGAUUCAAGCGCGACAAUCUGUUUCGCGCCUACUUUACCAUUCCUCAGAGUGUCUAGUGAAAGUGAAAACUGUUGCACCGACAGCAACAACAGCGACGACGGCAUGGCCCUCUAGAUGGUGGUGAUUGUUGUAUUCCGCACCGAACGCGUGCUGGUGUCACCUUGAUGCGUGUGAUGACUACCUUCUUCGGGUGAUAAUGAUGAUGAUGAUGAUGAUUUGCGGGAAGAUAUCCUUCCAGCGAAGAAUAAACAAUCCACCGCCGCCGCCACCGUCCACGCCGUCCGUCCAUCCAUUCAUGCUUCAUCCUUCUUUUGGUGUGCUCUUCCCGUUCUCAAUUUUUAGGUAUUUCCUUGUCCUCCUCUGAAGCAAAAGGGGAAAAGAAGUGGUGAAGCAGUGAUCCCAAAAACCAAAAAGACCAAAAAUAUGUAAACAGUUUGGUGCCGUGUGGCGUCGUCUCUUUGGACCACGUUGUCUCUGUGCAUGUGUAUGUGUGUGUAUGUGCGUGUGUUCUGCUGUGCGUGAGUGAAGUGAAGCACUCGCUCUCUAGUGGCUUAAAGGGGAACGGGAAAGAAGAACCAGUUCAUGCCCCUAGCGGCCCGUCGUUGUUGUUGUUGUUGGGUGCUGCAUUCUCCUCCACCCCGUCCUCCAGUGACCGAAACGCGCCAUCACCGGCACCAGCCGCUGCCUCCCGUCCCGUACGGUGAAAGAUGGCCGAAGAUGGGUGCAAAUCGUCAUCGGCGGAGCAGGAAGUGCUGGUUCGCGGCGAUGGCCAGCAGAAGAAGGGAGACGAUACGGUGCAGUCCGAUGUGAGCCAAGCGGCCGAUGAUGCCGCUGUCGUUGCCACCACCACCACCACCACCACCACCAUCGACAACCACAAACCCGUCGACGUCGUCGAAGAGAGGAAACAAGAAGCAGCUGCUGCACCGGCUUCACCGGAAGACACAAUGGCUGCAUCAGCAGCAGAACCAACACAAGUCGCCGUCGCCGAUGAUGAUGAUGGCGAUGAUGAUGAUGCUGGUGAGCAACGAGGGGAACGGCAGCGGACACCAUCACCCACUGUUACCACGAGUCCACGUAUGGCGUCUUCUCCACGAGCCAAGAGCACGCCGAAGGCCCCGUCCAGUGCAACGCCCAAACCCUCAUCGACGGCAACGCCACAACCAGCAGUAUCGCCCUUACCAACAGUCGAAGAAUCCAAAGAAGAAGAAAAGAAAGAAGCACAAAUAGAAGAGCCUGAGGAGAAGGAGCAGCCGCAGCCAGAGCCGGAGCCAGAGCCAGAGCCGGAGCCAGAGCUCCAGCCAGAGCUCCACCCAGAGAAGAAACCCGAGGCCACCAUCAUGGCCAACAACGACGACGACGACGACCACGUCGCCACCGCUGCUGCUGCUGCUGCUGCCAGCGAAUCGGUUAAGCCAACAGUCGAUACAGAGCCAACGGAUGUAGCGGAGGAUGCUGAGCAAGAAGGGACGGAACGGACGACGACGGUUGCACCGGACGAGAAGAAGCACAACGAGGUCGAUCCAUCGCCGCCCUUGUCGCCACCGCCACCCGUAGUGGAACUUUCCAGAGAAUCAGCGCCAACACCGGAGACCGGUACGAGCACCAGCGAACAGACGGAGACCGAACAAGUUCUUGAGGCGGUGCACCCAGAGCCUGCUGCAACGGAGACGCCGACGACGAGCGAAGGUGCAGCGGUUCCCGUUGCUACUGGUGCUGCUGGUGCUACUAUGGAAACGGACGAUGUGGUGCUACCCACCGAGCAAGCCGACAGUGAGCAAGCUGGUAAAGAGGACGACGCGCCAGCUGUGGCUGCCAGUAGUAUCAACAGCGAAGAAGAGGAAACGGCCGCAGCACCAGCACCAGCAGCAGCAGCAUCGAAACCAUCGGAGCCAACCCUGAUGACAGCUGUUGCUGCUGCCGCUGUGCUGCCCGGUGAGAAGAAACGCAAACGACGUUCGGAAGAGCGCAGCAACCAUAGCGAAGACGAAGCCAUCGGUCGCGGCAGCAGCAGUAGAAGCAGAAGUUCCAGCCCCAGUGGUCGUUCGGUGAAAAAGGUAAAAUUGGCGGACGCGAACAAGCAGCAGGAGUGUGACGACGGUGAGGAGCAGAAACAGAAGGAGAAGGAGAAGGAGAAGAAGGAGGAGGAGAACGAACGGAGUGAAGACCCAGUGAAACAGUCCCAGCAGCAGCAGCAGCAGCAGCAGCAGCAGCAGCAGCAGCGGCAGGGUGGCAGCACAACCAUGUCCAGCGGCAUCAGCACUGUGGCCACUACCAACACCACCACGUCCACCGGUAUAUCGUUGCUGAAGCCACGCACGGUAGGGAAUACCCGCCGACCAUCGGUUGUGGAGCGAUCGAAGAGCCCAUCGCCAGCUCGCGCGAAAUCGCUCGAUGCUGCCAGCAGUGCAAAGGACGAUUCAACCGCUACGAUACGUCCAGAUUCACCAGCAGCUAAGGAAUCGAUCGAGGGAGAAAGCACUCCACGUGCAACACCCCUCAAGGAACCAUCAGCAGCAGCGUCCUCGUCCCCCCCGGUCCCAAUGACUGAGGAACGUCGAAAAUCGGACGAAGAAAUUAUCGCUACCAGCACUACCACCGUCGUUGCCGCGAUAUCGUCCUCUCCGUCAUCGGGUGUACCAACGGCUGAAACGACACCCACCAAGGCAUCAUCGCCACAGCACAGCGAAGGUGGCUCCACCCCGGUCAAGAUACCGCUCGAUACGGGCCGGCUGGAGGCGGACCUGCAGUGCUGCAAGCGGCAGCUGGCCGACGUACGCUCCAAGUACGACGUGACACGCAAGGAGCUGCACGCCACCAAACGCAAACUGAAGCGCAUUACGACCCGAAUGAAUGGUUUGACGGGGGCGGCAACUUCGGCGACAGGAGGAGCAUCAUCGGUGGCCGGCAGUGGAUCGGGUGGUUCCGGUCCCGGAUCGGGCGGUACCUCGCCGCACGGCGCCACUGGCUCAUCCGACGAAUCGGACCGUAAUCGCAAGUGGCGCGAACCGAUGAUACUGUCCGCGAUGAAGAUUAAGGCCGCGAUGGGCAUCCAGGCGUACAAGUCGCUGAUCAAGGAUGGUGAACUGCUGCUGCCCAGUCUGCGCACCAUCACGCGCUACCUGGAAUCGUUGCGAAAGGCCGCGACCACCGGUGGUGUCGGUGGUGGUGGUGCUGGAGCUACUGCUGCUGGUGGCCAGGGAGUGAUCGGUUCGGGUACCGUUGGCACUGCCACCUCCCCGAUGCUGGUCGACGAAGAAGAGGACGAGGACGAUGAGGACGAAGAGGACGAUCUGGCCGUACAGCACCAGCUAGGUCACGUUGUCGUUACAGCGAAAGGUCAUCUGGGACACAAAACGGCCAGUAGCGGUGGCGCCAAUGGUGGUGUUGGUGGUCGUCGUGUAGUCGAUCACAAUCGCAACGAGCAGCGUACACGUCCGGGGGGUGUCGGUCAACACUAUCCUCCUUCCCAUCACCACCAUCUACCACCGGAUGUGCAUCUACAGGCAGUUGACCAGCGGCACAUCAAGACGGAGCACGAUCCAGUCAGCUUUACCGCCUCGCCGGAUAUUAACUACUACCAGCACAAUGCGGACGAUGACGAGUACGACGACGAGGACGGUUGCCAGAACCCGGCCAGUAUGCUGGAAGAUGGUUCCGGUUAUGGCGGUGGCGCCGAGGCAGACGGUGCAAACUAUCAGGCCCAGUACCAUCAUUCGCAUCAAGCGAAUCAACACCAGCAGCAACAACAACAACCACAGCAACAGCAAACGCUAUCACAAGGCCAGAUCGAGUUUCUCAAAUCGAUGGUUGGGUUCCGCAAAAAGUGGACACCGUACGAGCUGCGGAUGUGCAACGACAUUCGGCGUAUCAUUGGGAGCCGGGAGUACGAUUCGUUGCGCAAGAACGACGGUAUGCCGCUGCCGAGCGUGAAAACGUUGCGCAAGUACCGCCACACGGCGCAGGACGAGGUGGAGGAUGUGGUGAACCGGAAGCGCCCGAAGCAGCAGCAGCAGCAGCAGCACGAGCUGAUGGACGAUCCUAGUCACGCCAGUGAUCAGUCACGUACGAUGGGAGCAGAGGCAGGUGAUCAGGCCAGUGCUGCUACUGUUGCUGCGGUCGCGUCCGCAGCGGCUGCUGCUGCUGCAACCGUUGGCCGAUGUUUCUUUGGGUCGAAGCAAUCACUCAAAUCGGAGCGGGACAGCCUGGAUGGGCAGUUUGAUGCAAGGAUGUUGACCCUACCACAAAUCAGCUUCCUGCAGACACUGUCGAUGAACACGAAAGGUUUCUCCGAUUACGAGCUGCAGCGUUCGCUCGAGCUGAAGAACGAGCUGGGCUGCAAAAACUACGAAAUGCUGCGACAGCAGGAGUUCCUGAACAUUCCCACGCUGGCGAUGCUUACGCGGUACGAGCAGGAUAACGGGCUGGAGGAUCUAUCGCGCUACGCCGAAGCUGCGAUCGAGGAGGACGAGGAGCAACCACGAGCGGAGGGAAGCGAUGGUAGUACGGCAGCGGCACCUGCCGCUGCUCACCACCACCAUCACCAGUCGAUGGUUGAUGAGCAACAGCAGCAGCAACAGCAGGAGCAAGAACAGGAACAGCAAAGGCAGCAGGCGCAACAGGAGCAGCAAGCUCGUGAGCAGCAGCAACAGCUUGAGCUGUACAAUCGGUUGACGCAAGCAGAUCCGGCUAGGCACCCGCUCUUCGAUAGCAUUGCCGACGAUUCGCCGCCCGGUGAGGGUGCGGAUUUGUCCGGUAAUCUAACGGCGGCCGCUAUUGCGGCAGCAAUGACGGCUGCUGCAGCAGCAGCCGCGGCCGGUAUCCAUCCGCUCGAUCUAAACGGUGGCUCGGGUACGGGCGAUGAAUCGUCGCUGAGCAUCUUCGACCAUCACUCGAUCUUCGAGAAGGAUACACCCUCGUUCGACAUGAGCAAACUGUCGCCGGCACACGUCGAGUUCCUGAACACGUUACCGGAGAACCCGAAGCGAUGGACACAGGAGAUGAUUAACUCGGCGCUCGACAUCAAGAAUGAGAUCGGUACGCGCGACUAUGAGAUCCUCCGGCGACAAGGCAUUCCACUACCGGCCGCUCGAACACUGCGACGCCACAAGGAUAUCCGCAGCAAAGCUGAUCGGGUUGGUGGUGAACCGGGGGAACUGAUGCCUCCUGGCAGUGCUACCACUCCCCCGUCGGCCGGUAUCGUUAGUAACGGUUGAGC
Molecule: messenger RNA, 5256 nt
Organism: Anopheles darlingi
Lineage: Eukaryota; Metazoa; Arthropoda; Insecta; Diptera; Culicidae
Product: mucin-5AC-like
Exons: 2
Coding region: 746-5254 (1502 amino acids)
Source: RefSeq, a predicted model, not a curated record